Molecule: messenger RNA, 1730 nt
Organism: Atta colombica
Lineage: Eukaryota; Metazoa; Arthropoda; Insecta; Hymenoptera; Formicidae
Gene: Rab9
Product: ras-related protein Rab-9B
Exons: 3
Coding region: 771-1469 (232 amino acids)
Biological process (GO): retrograde transport, endosome to Golgi
Cellular component (GO): phagocytic vesicle; lysosome; late endosome
Molecular function (GO): GTP binding; GTPase activity
Source: RefSeq, a predicted model, not a curated record
UUACGAACAGCCAAUGUGAAGCGUUAAUUUCAAAGUGCCAAUUUCAGAUUGGCUGUCGCAACAAAUUUGCAAUAGCUUGGAAUUAAUAUAGAACUGACUUAAUGUAGAACCGGCUUUAAAGUUAUCUGGGCAUAAUUCCAGCCUGCAUUUCUCGGUCGAAUGAUGGUAGAACCGUAUCGAAAGUCGGUGCACAUGAUCGAGGAUACCGUUAGAGACGCAAGAAUGCUUUAUCGUUGUUGAUUAUCGCGUCGUCCGUAAGUGUCGCCCAUAAGUGUAAAAAUAAAGAACGUUUUUCGUUCUUAUUCCCAACGCGACAGUUAAAUCACGGAAACGAAAAUAGACUCGAAUUCAUCCUGCUGAACAGUCCUCUGUUCGCCGAGGCUUCGAAAUUCGGGAUAUCAAUGAGAUACUCGCCGCUGAUCGAGUCGCGAAAUCAAGAUUAUGCACCGGAAUCAAGAGAGAAUAAAGAUGUCAAGAUACUCUAGCUGUUUGAUGUAAGCAAGAGUGACAAGAAGAGAGGAAAGGAGAUAUCUCAGAUAAUACAUGAAAAGACAUUAUGUUACGAUAUAUAAUUCAACGGGCUCAGAAAAACUGAAGAGCUCUCAGUUGAUCAGAGCAGCUAUAAGAAUAAUAUUCGAUUAGAUUUAAAUAAAUAUUGAGUACACACGUAGGAAAUAAUUGUUGAACGAAACUUCGUGUUAAGAUAAAUAUUAAGAUAGAUAUUGGGAGGAGAGAAUAAGCCUACAGAUCUCAAGUGAUAUAUAUAGAAAAUGUUGGCAAACAAUUCAACGUCGGUGAGUACAGGCAGAGGCAACAAUAGUUUUCAAAAUCGAAACUCGCAGAGAUCCACCCUCUUGAAAGUGGUGAUUCUCGGAGAUGGUGGUGUUGGAAAGUCCUGCCUUAUGAAUAGAUUCGUGUCGAAUCAUUUCGACGAACACAGUUUUCAUACCAUCGGGGUAGAGUUCCUGAACAAGGAUAUUGAGAUCAAUGGUGAGGCAUAUACAUUACAAAUAUGGGACACAGCCGGACAGGAGAGGUUUAAGACUCUCAGAACACCAUUUUACAGAGGUUCAGACAUUUGUCUGCUUACUUAUGCAGUAGACGAUAAGACGAGUUUUAGAAAUCUUGCACUAUGGAGAUCUGAAUUUCUUAAGUAUGCAGAUGUUCAAGAGGGUUCUACUUUUCCAUUUAUUGUUGUUGGCAAUAAGGUGGAUGUUCCUGAAUCUGAGAAACAAGUUUAUAUGGAAGAAGCUCAAGCUUGGUGUUCAGAAAAUGGUAAUCCUCCAUUAGUUGAAACAUCAGCAAAAGACGCCACUAAUGUCGAGGCAGCUUUUGGGGCAGCGGUUGAUGCAUGGGCGCGAUUGGAAGCUAGAUUAGAGCGGCCUUUAGUGGAAGACACUGUUGAUCUCUCUAAACAACAGUCCCAGCAUCGUACGAGCUGCUGCAUGUCUAUUUCCGGCACUGAGUAGAUCUACAUUCGUGACCAGAUAAUUGAAAUGGCUGGUAAGAAGACUGACACAGUAUACGAUCUUUAUGUGAUGCACAUCAACAUUUCUGGAACAAUCGUUUAAAGUUUUCUUUAUGUUUGGAAGAGGGAUACACAACGUCGCACUAUUAAACUCGUAGAAACGAACUUUAUUUAGGAUCUAUAAGGAUAUAUGUUACACAGUAGAACUGUAAGAGAUUAUUUUGUAUGAUCUGUCUUAUUUUUUAUACAUUUACAGUAAGAU